Labrus mixtus (cuckoo wrasse) is the source of this 1536-nucleotide messenger RNA. It is a transcript of the gene mss51, whose product is annotated as MSS51 mitochondrial translational activator. The coding region runs from base 77 to 1231 and encodes 384 amino acids. Lineage: Eukaryota; Metazoa; Chordata; Actinopteri; Labriformes; Labridae. The transcript has 6 exons. The record is from RefSeq and is a predicted model, not a curated record.
CCCCCAACAGGCCGCUCAGAUGACUAACCUCACGAGCAGCAAGAAACACUGAAGCAGCGCGUGAGACUCAUUCAAAAUGACGGAAAGUGUCGGAGCUGAUGUGGAGUCCAAGGUCAGACCCAUGGCCUUCCAGUCUCAAAAAGAAAUGUUUGAGAAGAUGGAGGAUUCUUUUAAAUUCUGUGCAGGUUGCCAGAAAUGGCCGAAACAGCUUUCAAACCCUCAGAGUCUGAAGCGAUGUGCAAGAUGUCUGCAUGUGUAUUACUGCUGUAAGGAGUGUCAGAAAGAGGACUGGUCCAAACACAAGAAGUUCUGCUCACAGCUGCGCCUGGCUGCCAUUGAUAGAGUAGUGGAGUGGCUUUUGCUUAAAGGAGAUCUUCCAUUUGCCACACAGAAAUGGUCAAAGCCACAGUCAGAAGUCAAAGGUUGGGAUGACUGGCUUGCCAUGCAGGGAGAUCUCACCUCUUGCCUCAGUCCGGUUUUAAGCGGGGCAAACAUGAAAGGCUUGUGGACACACACAGGCAGACCUCAGCCAGGCAAUGAAGACCUAAAGCAGUCCCUGUGGAGGGUGUGCAGCGAGUUCUUCUCCAGGCCGCUCACCAUAGCCUGGGGGAUGAGGAUGUUUGGUCUCAACCCUUUCUCCAGACCUCUCACCAUCCACCUGGUGGGAGUGGCUCAGAGUGAGACUUUAGCAGCGAGACUCACUGACUAUGAUGAGCUGAACAAAAUGUUCCCUGGGCACCAGGGUAUCGAGAUCGUCAUGGUGGGACCAGAGGUUGUGGGCGGGCCAAUCGUGAGGCCUCCUCUUACAGCGUUUGGCCCCAGGCAGAGGGUCUACAUCAGCGCCUACAAGGGUCUGUACCACGAGUUCUGGGAGGAGCUGGUGGAGAAAGAGAAGGCAGCCAAGCCGGACCUGGUGGUAGGAUUUCAUCCUGGAUUUGAUGCCAGUCAGGCCCUGGAUCAGGGUUGGCUUCCAACUCUUCUGCUGCUCAGAGAUUAUGAGAUUCCCUCCAUGUUUACUGCUCUAAAUGAGACAGAGAUGACAUACUCCCUGCAGAUCCUGUUGGAGCUGGAGAUGGACCUGAAGGGAAGUGGAGCCAACCCUUUUGCCUCUUUAAAACCAGAAGUGGAGGGUCCGUGUCCCAACAAGCCCCCCCUCUUCUGCAACUCCCACUACUUCUGUUUCCAGGGUCUGCUGGAGAGCGUGGAGUUUGAAGAGCCAGAGGAGGCCUGAAGGAGCUGAGUACUGACACAACUCUGAAUUUAGAGACUUUAAUGCCUUUCUAUUUUUUCCUAUAAUGAAAUACUACAAUAACAAUAACAGAAAAAGAGUGUGUAAAUACACAUUUGAUUGGUUAACUGUCAUAUCCUUUUUAUUUGGUAGCAGCUGUGAAAGUGUUGGCUGUGACAUUUGCCUUCACUAUCUCAUUUUUAUUGCAUUCAACGGCCAGAGUGUGACAUUUGAAUAAACUGUCUGUGAACUAUUAGCAGAGUCAAUAAAACAUUAUAGAAGUAGUCAAAUGUCCACUGAUAUUAUAC